AUGGUGAGAACACGUAAAAAGUCGGCAAUGAGCGAGAGCGAGGACGAAGUCGCUACUGCUCCUGCUCGUAGAUCAAGCCGUCGUUCUAGCAGAUCCACUACCAAGGUUCUUUAUGAGGAAGACGAUAUUGAUCCCGAGGCUUUGCAAGCGGUCUUAGAAGCAUCGGAAGCUGGUGAUGGAGCGGAGGCACCUGUGGAGACGAAGCCGAAGAGAGGGAGGAAACCAAAGUCAGCGGGAACAACUCCAGUGAAGGCGGCACCGAAAAAACGUGGGCGAAAAAGCAAUGCGCAGAAAAAGGCGGAAGCAGAGGCUGAAGAGGCGGCUCUCUUGGCAAAUAUUCAAGAAGAACCUGAGCCAGAAGAAGCGAAGGCCGUUGAGGCUGUUGCCAAAGAGCCUGAGAGCGCCUCGGAAGCCGUACCGAGUGACCAGAAUGGUAAGUCGGGUCAAGUCAUUUCCUCUGCUGCCGAACCAGACACACUAGCAGAUGAUCAAAAUGAACCUAAGGAAACAGAGCCUACUCCAGACGUUUCAAAAGACCCCGAGCCAGAGUCCUUGCCAGAGCCAGAGCCUGAGCCUGAGCCCACACAAGAAGAAGAGAAGGAGGCAGUUCCAGAGCCCGAGAAAGUGGAAGAAGCAGAUCCAGAAAAGGCAGACGAGCCCUUUGAGAUGGUGGAAAAGGAAGAUCUUCCGGAAGAAGAGCCGAUUGAAAAGGUAGAUGCACCUGUUGGGGAGGAGGAAAAAAUGUCAACGGAGGAUGCUGAGGAAGGAAAAACCGAUGAGGCCGAAAAGAAAGAAGAAAAUGGCGACUUGCCUGAUUUCGAAGACGAGGAAGAAGAGGAGCAAAAUGCUGAUGCUCUCCAGCUCGAUGCUAACGUUGAAGAAGACGAUGAUCUCAACAAGACCGUCGAUAUCCCGAAAGUAGAUGCAAGCCGAAAACGAGAAGCAUCUGCUGAAGUGAAAAAGCAGAGAAGUCCAUCACCUCCAAGGAAGAGGGAGUCGUUAAAUCGAACUGGCUCUCGUAGAGAGAAAAUAAGAGCUCCCUCUCCACCACCAGGCGAAGAAUCGCAAGUUGUCCAUAUCACCAACUUGGUGCGACCAUUCACUAAUAAACAGUUGCUCGAGUAUUUGAAAGAAGCGGGUGAAUUUGAUGAAGAAUCAUUUUGGAUUGAUAGGAUCAAGUCAAACUGCCUUGUAAAGUAUAACACCUUGGAAUCUGCUGUAAACUGCCGAAAAUUGAUUCAUGGAAAGAACUGGCCAUCAUCUAAUCCAAAAGAAUUAAGAGUUGUCUACUCAACCGAGGAAAAAUUAAAAGCAGCUAAAGAGAACGGAACUGUGAGUAGUCAGAAUACAAAUGGGCGUCAAAGAUCCCCUGUUCGUCGAUUUGGAGGCAUGCGAAGCGAACAUGAAUUUGAGCGAGAUCGAAAGACUGGUCGGGAUCGCCGUAGCCCAGUAAGAGCUCCUAGAGCGAAAACAGAGAGUCCGGUGCAGUCGGAAGAGUCAGAAGGCGAAGGGGGUAUUUCGUUGGAUGAGCUUUUCAAAAAGACCAAGGCGACUCCGAGUUUGUACUGGCUUCCUUUGACUGAAGACGAAGUCAUUGCUCGAGACAAGGCCAGAGAGGAACGAAGAAAAGCCCGCGAAGAGCGAAGGAAACUAAGCGACGACAAAUCAAGAGCUGAAAGACGGCGUAGCAACUCAAGAGAUCGACCUUCACGGCGAUCCCGCUCACGCAAGCGGUCCGUCUCACGCAGCAGGAAAUCAGUGUCCCGAAGACGAUCCUUCUCUCGAAAGCGAUCAGGCUCGCGUUAA
This is a messenger RNA of Oikopleura dioica, 1806 nucleotides long. The record is from the annotation of a GenBank genome assembly. NCBI's taxonomy places the organism in Eukaryota, Metazoa, Chordata, Appendicularia, Copelata, Oikopleuridae.